Penicillium cataractarum is the source of this 1623-nucleotide messenger RNA. RefSeq names its product sugar porter family MFS transporter. Gene Ontology annotation, biological process: carbohydrate transport; transmembrane transport. The record is from RefSeq and is a predicted model, not a curated record. The transcript has 4 exons. Gene Ontology annotation, cellular component: membrane. Gene Ontology annotation, molecular function: carbohydrate:proton symporter activity. NCBI's taxonomy places the organism in Eukaryota, Fungi, Ascomycota, Eurotiomycetes, Eurotiales, Aspergillaceae. Bases 1 to 1623 code for a protein of 540 amino acids.
AUGGCCAGUCCCCAGCACCUCGUGGGCACUGCCGACCUCAACCUCAUUGAGGCUCCAGUCACCUGGCGCGCCUACAUGAUCUGCGGUUUCGCCAGCUUUGGAGGUAUCCUUUACGGCUAUGACUCCGGUUACAUCUCUGGUGUCCUUGGCAUGGACUACGUCAAGGAACACUUCGGUCAUGCUGUGCCCAAGACUGAUGAGACCCCCAGCGGCUUCAUCAUUGCCAGCUCCCGUAAGUCGCUCAUCACUUCGAUCCUGUCCGCCGGUACCUUCAUCGGUGCUCUGCUUGGUGGCGCUGUCUCUGAGCGUAUUGGUCGUCGUCUUACCAUCAUGCUUUCCUGCUUGAUCUUCGCUAUCGGUGUUGCCGUCCAGGUCGCUACUGUGACCGUUGGUGGCCUGGUUGGUGGCCGUUUGGUUGCCGGUCUGGGUGUCGGUGGUGUUUCUGCUACUGUCAUUCUGUACGUCUCUGAGAUUAGCCCUCGCAAGGUCCGUGGCCUGCUCGUGUCUGCGUACCAGUGGGCCAUCACCAUCGGCUUGCUUGUAGCAUCUGGUGUCGAUCAAGGCUGCAAAGACUUAGAUUCGCGGUCUUCGUAUCGAAUUCCUAUUGGUCUGCAAUUCAUUUGGGCGGCUAUUCUCGCUGCGGGACUCUUCGUUCUUCCCGAGUCGCCUCGCUACUAUGUUCGAUGUGGCCGUAUGGAGGAUGCCCUCCGCUCCCUUGAGAGAGUCCGCGGUCAGCCACGCGCCAAUCCAGCUGUCCAGGCCGAACUUGCCGAGAUCAAGGCCAAUUUCGAGUACGAGAAGCAGAUUGCCAGUGACUCGUGGGCCGACUGUUUCAAGGGUGGACUUUCUCCUCGUGGCAACAUGCGUCGAGUGAUUGCCGGAACCUGUCUUCAGAUGUUCCAGCAGUGGACUGGCAUCAAUUUCAUCUUCUACUACGGUACUACUUUCUUCCAGUCCGUAGGCAUGAAGAAUGCCUUCCUCAUUUCGACCAUUAUGAACGUUGUCAAUGUGGUCACCACUCCAGCCUCUUUCUGGAUGAUUGAGAAACUUGGUCGUCGCACUCUGCUUCUUUAUGGUGCGGCCAUCAUGUGUGUUUGCGAGUUCCUUGUUGCAAUCAUCGGCGUUGCCAAGGAGGGAAGUCAAGCUGCGAGCACAUGCCUCAUUGUCUUCACUUGCUUCUACAUCGCUGCUUUUGCGACUACCUGGGGUCCCGCGGCUUGGGUUGUUGUCGGUGAGAUUUAUCCUCUUCCAAUUCGAGCCAAGGGCGUUGCUCUUGCCACUGCUUCCAAUUGGUUCUGGAACUGUGUGAUUGCCGUUAUCACCCCAUACAUGGUCGACGAGAACGAAGGCAAUCUGAAGGUCAAGGUCUUCUUCGUCUGGGGCAGUGCCCUCUUCCUGUGCCUGUUGUUCGCCUACUUCUUCAUCCCCGAAACCAAGGGCCUCACUCUGGAGCAGGUUGACAAGAUGCUGGAGGAGUCGACCCCGGCGACCAGUGCCAAGUGGAAGCCGCACGAUACCUUCGCGCACGAGAUGGGCAUGGUUGACAAGAUCGAGCCCACCGUUAGCAUGGAGGAGCAUCAUGCCAAGACCAUGGCUGACACUGACCAUGUCCGCGUCGUCUAA